AUGUCGUUCCUACCCAUCUUCGACUACGGGGUGAUACCUGCAACCACCAGCUUUAAGAGUGAUGGUAACCCUAGCGGCAGUGACGUGAGUAACACGGCAGCAAUUUCCUCUGCGUCUGCUGGCAGUAGUAAGCCACCCUCUGGGGCGAACCCUGGGGGGAAGGGCGCAACCGCGGGCGGGGAAGGCGGAACCGCGGGCGCGGGCGGCGCAAAAGCGGAUGGCGCGGAGGCGCCGAAGAAAAAAGCGACAAAAUUGGGGAGCAGCGGAGCAGGCGGAAAGAAAGCCGCGGGUAAAGCAGCGGCGAAAGGGAAGGGGAAGGCGGGGACGGGGAAAGGGGCGGGGAAAGCGGCAGGAACUGGCUCCUCGUCUUCCGCAGCCGGCGCGGCUGCUGCGGCGCGGGAGAAGGAGGAGCGCAUGAAAGCGGCGAAGGCGGAGGUUGAGGCGCACGCCACCGCGCUGGAGGCGCAUCGAUCCGCCGUCUUCAAACUGCAGGCGCUGCUGAUCCGCGACGAUUUGCAAGGGGUGUUGGAUGCAGCAGGGGUGGGGAGGGGUGUGGAGGUGCGCGAGUGGGUGGGGGGGGCUGCUGUCGCUGGGGUUACUAGCUCAGAGGGUGCUGGCACAGGGGUUACUGGCACAGGGGCAGAUGCGGCAGCAACAGACGGGCUGUCUUCGUCUGGAGGCUUUGAGUCUGCAGUGCAUAAUGCGAUUGAAGGGUACAUUCCUCGGCAUGGUACUGAGGCGGUCAAUAAAGGGUUCUUCUCUCAGCAUGGCACAGCGCGGAGCAUGCUAGUAGAGGGAGAGGGAGGGAAAGAAAGAGGAGUGAGAAGGGAAGAGAGAGUGGGAGAGGGAGAGGGAGAGAAUGUAGGAGAGAGAGGAGGGGAGAGAGGAAGAGAGAAAGGGGGAGAGAGAGGGAGAGGAGAUAACAUUGCUCAGAGCAUAAUGUCUCAAGUGGUUGCUGCGUCAGGGACGUGUGAUGAGGUGUUUGCACCGAGUGUGGGGAUGGAGGGGUGGGUUGGGGGUGAGCAGAAUGAGAACGGUAGGGGCGGCAUGGGGGUGGGAGUGGGUGACAGGGUUGGUGGGACGUUAGACGUAGCAGCAGCAGAAGCAGGAGGAACAGGAGGAGCAGGGGACGGGGCAGGGGCGAAUGGAACAGCAGCAGCAGUGACAGCAACAGGGAAAGAAGCAGUUGAGGGGCGACCAGCAGAGCUGCGACCAGCUUUAAAGAAAGCAGUGUCUGGGGAGAAGGGCGGGCGGGAAGUAGGUGCGCAGAGGGAGGAGGGGAGGCAUGUAACCUGGGCGGCAGAUGACAGGCUGGCAGUGGCACAGGACGAGAAGGGUGGCAGUGGCAGCGGGGGGAGGGGUAGAGGUGAGGGGGAGUUAGAAGGGGGGAGCGCAGGACGGGAGGAGAGGUGGGGAGAGGGGAGUGCAGCAGGGGAGAGAGGUGGGAAGGAGCGGGGAGGUGGGAGGGGGAAGAAGCAGGGAGCAGUGAGGGAGGGGGCAGUGAGGGAGGGGAGCAGUGGGGUGGUUGGCAGGGGUGCAGAAGGCAUGGGGGAAAGAGAAGGGUGGGGCGUGGAGGGAGGGGCAGAGGCAGCAGCAGCGGGUCGCUGUGGAUGGUUUGAGCCUCCUCCCCCGGGCUUCAAGAUGCAGCUCCCCUUUCACUGCACUCUCCUCAUGGCUCUUCAGGAGUGGGUCACUGCCGACUCGCUUCGCCUCAUCUACCCACCACCACCACCACCACCACCACCAUCACAGCAACCACAGACACCAGCACAAGCACCACAAUCGGCCCAGCCACCACAGCAACCAUCUCAACCACCAUGUGUGAUAUCGAGCGUGGAAGCGAACGGGUGGGAGUACCCUGCUCUCCUGGGGUCCGUGCCUGAUGCUGCCAGAGCAGCUGAGAUCCGAAGGACUUUGGGAGAAGGCCUGGGCCGGGAGACGGCAGGUGUGGUGGAAGGCUUGGGGCUGCUGCUGCCACUGUCGACUGUGGAACACACACUGACUCGUCUGCUUGCGACCUUUGCCUUCCGCUCGCCCCUCGCCUCUCUCCGCCGCCCCCACUGGCAACUGCUGCUGUUGCUGCUGCUCGAGGCCCUGUCGGUCAACUGCCUGCCCCCUGCUGCUGCUAGUGCACUCAACACACACAGGCAUCAAGUAUACAAGGUGGCAGCAGCAGCAGGUGUGGACAGGGACAACUACCUCUUGCUCAGGCAGAUGCUGCUUCCCAGGGGGCCUUCGGUUAGCAACCCAAACCAGAACACAAACGCUGCUGCUUAG
Messenger RNA from Closterium sp. Naga37s-1, 2277 nucleotides. The record is from the annotation of a GenBank genome assembly. Lineage: Eukaryota; Viridiplantae; Streptophyta; Zygnematophyceae; Desmidiales; Closteriaceae.